Loxodonta africana (African savanna elephant) is the source of this 3147-nucleotide messenger RNA. It is a transcript of the gene METTL9, whose product is annotated as methyltransferase 9, His-X-His N1(pi)-histidine. The coding region runs from base 97 to 1047 and encodes 316 amino acids. Gene Ontology annotation, molecular function: protein-L-histidine N-pros-methyltransferase activity. The transcript is spliced from 5 exons. The record is from RefSeq and is a predicted model, not a curated record. Lineage: Eukaryota; Metazoa; Chordata; Mammalia; Proboscidea; Elephantidae.
GAGCCUGGGCGGUGGCGGUGGUGGCCGGAGGCGGCGGCGCCUCCUCCUCCUCGCCCCGGCGCCGGCGGUGAUCGGAGUGAGCGGCCGCGGCCCCCGAUGAGACUGUUCGCGGGCUGGCUGUGCCUGAGCCUGGCGUCCGAGUGGCUGGCGCGGAGGAUGUGGACGCUGCGGAGUCCGCUCCCCCGCUCCCUGUACGUGAACAUGACGAGCGGCCCAGGCGGGCCGGCGGCGGCCGCGGGCAGGAAGGAGAACCACCAGUGGUACGUUUGCAACAGAGAGAAAUUAUGCGAAUCACUCCAGGCUGUCUUUGUUCAGAGUUACCUCGAUCAUGGAACACAGGUCUUCUUAAACAACAGCAUUGAGAAGUCAGGCUGGCUAUUUAUCCAAUUAUAUCAUUCCUUUGUGUCAUCUGUUUUUAGCCUGUUUAUGUCUAGAACAUCUAUCAAUGGGUUGCUAGGAAGAGGAUCGAUGUUUGUGUUUUCACCAGAUCAAUUUCAGAGACUGCUUAAAAUUCAUCCGGACUGGAAAACCCAUAGACUUCUUGACUUAGGUGCUGGAGAUGGAGAAGUCACAAAAAUCAUGAGCCCUCAUUUUGAAGAAAUUUAUGCCACUGAGCUAUCUGAAACAAUGAUCUGGCAGCUUCAGAAAAAAAAGUACAGAGUGCUUGGUAUAAAUGAAUGGCAGAAUACAGGGUUCCAGUAUGAUGUCAUCAGCUGCUUGAAUUUGCUGGACCGCUGUGAUCAGCCUUUGACUUUGUUAAAAGAUAUCAGAAGUGUCUUGGAGCCAACUAGAGGCAGGGUCAUCCUUGCCCUGGUCUUGCCCUUUCAUCCCUAUGUGGAAAACGGUGGCAAGUGGGAGAAACCAUCAGAAAUUUUGGAAAUCAAGGGACAGAAUUGGGAAGAACAAGUGAAUAGUCUGCCGGAAGUUUUCAGAAAAGCUGGCUUUGUUAUCGAAGCUUUCACCAGACUGCCGUACCUGUGUGAAGGCGACAUGUACAAUGACUACUAUGUUCUGGAUGAUGCUGUCUUUGUUCUCAAACCAGUAUAAACACAUGGAGUCCGAAGUCUUCAGAGUCCGCCCCAAGAAUAUACCCUCCAGAAGAGGGUCUAUGUUCACGAUUAUGUGAAGGGGAGGGCCUUUGGGGACUGCCAUUCUAAGUAUCAUGUAGGAAUUUAAAAAGCCAAAAUACUAAUUAUUUCUUUGUAGUGUGUAAAAGGAAUGUUUUUAAAAAAACAAAAACCCAACUCUUUGAAGAUUUUUAUCAGCUCUUUACUCAGCAAUGCAGGUCACACUCCAAUUAUGAUGGAAGAUAUUUUUUAUACUUAAUUGCAGUAGGGACUCAUUCCCAGACAAAGCAAUAGUCAUGACUUCACAUGGAACCAGCACAUGGAUUGUGUUCAGCAAAAUGAAGACUGGCAAUAAAGCUGUCCAUUCAGUUCCAAACAUUGGUUAUGAGGUAUUGCCACUGAUACUCUUCCAUGUUUAGAAAUUCUUUCUCUCUGUCGUUAUUCAAGAAACUGUUUUUAAUCAUGCUAAUAAACUUUUUCUGAGAUGACUUUGGCAUCAUGUUUGAGUUAAUACAAGGCUCCCCUAGCAUUUUCAGUUGCUUGGGCUUCAGGAGUGUCCAAAUAGUAGCAGAUAACUUGAAUACUGGGGUCAGGCGUUUCCUUGCUCCGAGCCCCUGAUAGAUCCAUGGAAAGUCCCCAUCAAGGCACCGCACACAAGUGCUCAUUGCCCGGUGAAGCUUGGGAGAAGAAGGCUUCAGACAGGGGGAAUUAUUGCAAAAUGUGAACACUGAGGCAGUCUGGACACCCUAAAAAGAACAACCCUAUUCAGAUCUAGUACUUCAGGUUCCACCCACAUUCCCCAAUUCGUGUUGCUUUGAGAAAUGCAAGCCACUGGGUUCUGACUUCGUGAUAGCUUAUGUCCUACACACUCAGAACUUUCUUUUUCUGGACAAUCUCAGGUUCUCCGAAUUGAAACAUUCCGUUGUGUCUGCCAACAAAAUGCAGCCUAAAAAUGUUUUAAUUCAACUUCUUACUCUGCACUUGUAUACCUCUUUCCUAGAACUUGGCUCUUCCCGAGAUCCUUAACUGAGUUUACCAUUUGCCAAGAACACGGUUUGAUGAAGACCAUGUCAGACUCAUGCAUUCUAGAAUCCGUGAGUGCCUCCAGCCAGAUACCCAGAAAUGUUGCAAUGAGAGGAACUCAUUAGCAAGAUCAAUAACCAUUAUGGAUAUUCCAAAGAGCAGAGCACUUAAAUCCCGAAUCUGAAAUCUCAGUAAUAACAGAGACACCGAUUCGAGAUUGUGGUUAUUAACAAUAUGUUAUUCUCACAACUUUAUUUCUUUUCUUCAUCCAGGUGUUUCAUUAAAGUGUUCUCAUUUAUAUGCUCUUGGAAGUCAUCAACACGUUUACUGCAACACCUGGGUAUAAAGGAGAAUUAAAGCCGCGAGAAGAAUUUAUUAUUCACUAGGAACAGCAUUUCCACGUCCUCACACCAAUAUCUUCCACUGUUAUUGUGUAGUCAUGAUAAGAGUUGGGUUAAUGUGAUUUAUGCAAAAUUGUUAUUGGUGUGUUCUAAUGCUUUUUUUCAGGAAUUCAAAUAAGUGAAGUGCAAAUACUUAGCACCCUAGAUUGUAAAAAUAGAACGAGGAAAUGAGUAAACUUAAUGUAGUUCUUGUACAGUUGAGUUUUGCUUCUUUAUAAAGCUGUCUGUUGUAAUCAGGGGUUGCAUUUAGACUGUCGAAUGAGAGUGAUGGAUGUUCAAAGAGGCAGGUUGCCCCAAUGUGUCUCCUAAAUUUCAAAUUGAAAAUGAAUUUGAUGGUGGAUUUAAGAAAAACAAAACCACUCAUACUUUACCCAGAAAUGCAGAGAAAGCACAUCUAUGAAUUUCAGAGAUAAAAAUGGUUUCUCCAGAAAAUCUGAGGUCCUCUGAAGGCCAGCUUAGUAAAAGGGCCAUUUUAUGGUGAAAAUGAAAUGAGCAGAUCUACUCCCAUUUCAUUUCUGGUCUUGAAAAGCUUGAUGGUAUGUCAAUAUUCCACUAGAUGGCAGUGUUGCUUACUGAGUGUCAAUGGCUUUUCUUCCCCCUAAAUGGAAUCAUGUUUAUUUUUUCCAAAGUGCAAUAAAGCUGCCUUCUUGUCUGCA